Molecule: messenger RNA, 3608 nt
Organism: Paramisgurnus dabryanus
Lineage: Eukaryota; Metazoa; Chordata; Actinopteri; Cypriniformes; Cobitidae
Gene: rb1
Product: retinoblastoma 1
Biological process (GO): regulation of transcription by RNA polymerase II; cell morphogenesis involved in neuron differentiation; neuron projection development
Cellular component (GO): nucleus; chromatin; Rb-E2F complex
Molecular function (GO): RNA polymerase II transcription regulatory region sequence-specific DNA binding
Source: RefSeq, a predicted model, not a curated record
ACAGUUUUCCCGCGUUUUGGUAGUUGAGGAAAUAGCGGAGAGUUGCGGACCCAAACAACCAGUCGCGGGCUCUGACAUUCAACCACUAACCACAACAACAUUAACAGAAAGCACAAGGUUUGUGUUCGUUCGCUGUGCUGUGAUCGGACGCGAUAUUAAUCAGAAACAGUCGAGAUGCCGCCGAAAAAGCGCAACAGCGGGAGCGCGCAGAAGAAAGAACUGAAGGCAUCGCAGGACAGCAGCGACAACACAGCGUUGACCCCUGAACGUCAUGACGACAAGGAAUCUGAAUUUGUGUCUCUCUGCGAGGAGCUCCAGGUCACCAAUCCUAUCUGUGAUCAUGCAUGGAGAAUUUGGGAGAAGGAGAUUAGAUCCCUGGACAAGGCACAUAUGCCAUAUUCAAACAGACAGUUGUGGGGAGCGUGCUUGUUCAUCGCAGGCAUUGAGUUGGAGAGCACCAGACUCACCUUCACUGAAUUCCAGAAGGUUGUGGGUUUGAGUGUAAAGCAGUUUAUCAGCCUUGUGAAGAACAUGGAUGUGAAUGUGGACACUAUAAGCCCUAAAGUGAACACUGCGGUGACACGGUUGGAGAACAAGUAUGAUGUCACCUUGGCCCUCUAUCAAAGAUUUGUCAAGACUUGUGAAAAAAUAUUUGCAGAGCCAGACAAAGUUAAGAGAAAUCAGCUUUUGGAAAACAGCUGGACCAUGUUUCUCUUGGCCAAAGGAACGUCUCUGCAGAUGGAGGAUGACCUUGUGAUAGCCUUCCAGUUACUGCUUUGUGUUUUGGAGUACUUCAGCAAGCGUUGCGCCCCGUCUCUCCUUCAGUCACCUUACAAGUCAGCGGUUACUUCAGCUACCCUUAGUCCUCCAACCAGAACAUCCAGACGUAAUCAGGGAAAAGCCAAACCUCGUCCUCCUGAGAUGGACAUGCAGUUACUGGAGACCCUUUGCAAGGAGGGCGACUGCAAUGUGGAUGAGGUGAAAAAUGUGUACCAGACCACUUUCUGUGCCUUCCUGGACUCUGCGGGUUUGUCAGGACUCCAAGCACUUCCUUCGAUUGAGACACUUUCCAAGCAGUAUGAAGAAUUUUACCAGAAAAAUAAAGACUUUGAUGCCAGGUUGUUUUUGGUUGAUGAUGAGACGCUUUCCCCUAACAAAACAGAAAAGACAAAGGUGGAAAUGACUCCACGAAAGAAUCAGUGCGGAGAGGACAUCACACUUCCUGUGCCGCAGACACCGAUCAGAGCUGCCAUGAAUUCCAUACAGCAACUCAGGGUUGAACUUACCUCAGCUAGUGACCAACCCUCCAUCAACCUCCAAGUUUAUUUCAAGAAUUGCACUGUUGACCCUUCAGAAGAAAUCACCAAGAGGGUUGAGGAGCUGGGUCAGGUCUUCAGCCAAAAGUUUGCUCAGGCUGUGGGUCAGCGCUGUGAGGGGCUGGGCAGAAAGAGGUUUAAUCUUGGUGCCCAGCUCUAUUACAAAGUAAUGGAGUCCAUGCUCAAAUCGGAGGAGAAAAGAUUAUCUGUGCAAAACUUCAGUAAGCUUCUCAACAAUGCAACGUUUCAUACCUCACUGCUUGCAUGCGCCCUGGAAGUUGUUUUGGCGACCUAUGUCGGGAACUCCCUAAAGAAUGGAGGUUUUGGUCGGGGUUCAGGGGCCUGCGAUUCUACAGAAACAGAUCUGUGCUUCCCCUGGAUCUUGGGUGUCUUCCAGCUGCAUGCUUUUGAUUUCUACAAGGUGAUCGAGAGCUUCAUUAAAGCCGAGCCCACUCUUAAACAUGACAUGAUGAAGCACCUGGAGCACUGCGAACAUGUUAUCAUGGAGAAUCUUGCAUGGAGGGCGGACUCUCCACUCUUUGACCUUCUUAAGCAAUCCCGUGAGGAAGGUCCCGGUGAACAAGCAGAGCCCCCAGCAACACUAAACCAGCCCCUGCACCACAACCACACGGCAGCUGACCUGUAUCUCUCCCCCGUGCGGCCGAGUCAACAUCCCCCAGCAACCGAGGUUGAGCCUCUCACACCAGGCACAAAACCACCCCGUUCAAACUCUCUGAGUCUAUUCUACAAAAAAUUAUACAGGAUGGCCUACCUGCGACUCAAAAUGCUGUUCUCACAGCUGCUGACAUUACAUCCUGAACUGGAACCGAUAAUAUGGACGUUGCUUCAGCACACCCUCCAAAACGAGCAUGAAUUAAUGCGAGACAGACACUUAGACCAGUUGAUUAUGUCGGCAAUGUAUGCCAUAUGCAAGGUGAAAAAUGUGGAUUUGCGCUUCAAAACUAUUGUGACCGCUUACAAAGAGCUGCCCAAUGCUAAUCAGGAGACAUUUAAGCGUGUAUUAAUCAGAGAAGGUCAGUACGACUCCAUCAUUGUCUUCUACAACCUGGUCUUCAUGCAGAAACUCAAGACCAACAUUCUUCAGUAUUCAUCUCCUCGGCCACCUCCUCUGUCUCCCAUUCCCCACAUUCCCUGCAGUCCCUACAAAAACUCUCCUUUGCGAGUGCCUGGGAGCAACAACGUCUAUGUGUCCCCCUUGAAAAGCAGUCGUAUGUCCCCUGUGGUCAUGACCCCACGGAGCAGAAUUCUCAUCUCAAUUGGCGAAUCUUUUGGGUCUGCUGACAAAUUUCAAAAGAUUAAUCAGAUGGUGAGCAGCACUGAUUGGUCUCUCAAGAGGAGAUUGGAUGGAUGCUCCGCCCCCAAGCCCCUGAAGAGAUUACGCUUUGACAUGGAUGGGCAAGAUGAAGCUGACGGAAGUAAAUCAAGCGGCGAGUCAGCGCUCAUUCAGAAGCUGGCUGAGAUGAGCUCCACUCGGACUCGCAUUCAGGAGCAGAAAUUAAAAGAGGAGUCGGUGAAAGAGCAUCCGGAGACCUGAGUGAAUCUACUUGAGACACUCAAGCAUGAAUCAAUCCAAGGGACUUUUAUGUUGUUAAUUUUAGAUUCACCUCUUUUUAGUUUUCAGUGUUCCUGAAAAAGCACACGUCUUUCCUGUAUACAUUUAAGAUGUGAGAAGAAAUUUUAUUCUUUAAUACUACAAUGUUGCGGUUACCUUUCAGUGCAUAUGAAAAGUAUUAAAAAAAUGUAAUUUAGUGUCAUAAUUUAUUGUUUUGCUUUUUUAAAUAUAUUUUUUCUCUUUUAGUUCUGAGUCAUCUACUUUAUUUAGCUAUAAUGCAGUCCUGGAAAAUGGUUUAUGAGAAUGAGAUUUGCCAACGAUGUUUUCGUAAUCAUGUACUAGGUAAAGACGAUGUAUUUUUCAGAUUACAUUUCUACUUUUAUAAGCAUUAUUUUACUUUUUGUUUUGCUUUGAAAAAUGCAAAGGAUGUGUUGUUAAAAUCUGUUGCAGUUGAAUAAUUUUAUUGGGUUAAUUUUUUAGGAUUAUGUUGUUUGUUUGUGUGCGAGUGCAUGUGUUUGUCAACACAUGGUCAUUUGUCUUUAAUUGACUUGAUGUUCUUUAUGGACUGUUUUCUUGUUGAAUUUUAAGAUUUGUGUUUAAAAUUUGUGUUUUGUGCUUUUGCCUUUUAAAAAAAAAACAAUUAUGUUGUACCUCAGUUGUUCUUUUUAUGAUAAUGUAAUGCCUCAAGUUUAACAACUGACCAGUUUGUUAAUGAAAAA